UGACAUGGGGCUUCCUACUCUGUAAAUGGAUGCAACGUGGCCAGGGGAUAUGUAUGCCAUCCUUAUCUUAUCAGAUUCAUCCCAAAGCGGCGCAUCUCGGCCGUUCGUCAUCUUAUCCCCGAUCUGCAACGCCCCUGACAGCUGUCACCCAUCUCUUAUCUACCCAUCAUCAGCUUAAUUCCAACAGAACAGCCUAGGUGGAAAAUGGACCCCGACGCAAGCGUACCAAUUGACGAGCCAUCCGCCUUCAACUACGUGCUCUCCUUCCUCCUCGUCGGCGUAGCAUGGGGCUUCACGACGCCAUUCAUCCGACGCGCCGCAGCGGACUUUAACGCUCGGCAGGAAGCACUCCAGAAUCCGCCGUCCCAGACGUCGCCGCAGACGCAACCAGCACAGUCUACCACCGAAGAACAGGAGCUACAGGAUCAAAGCCAGGGCGCAACUAGCACCACGAAGAAUGGAGAUGGACACGAAAGUGAAGAGGAUGAGGACUCGGAAUCGGGAGAGGAAGACCAGCCUCUUACUUCGAAUGCGCGAUCAAGAACAAGAACUACUGCUGCGGCUGCUGCAGGAGGAAGUAGCACUCGCGUCCCCGCGUGGAUGAAACCGAAGCCUACAUCUUCAUGGCUCACGACCAAGAUCGUGACCGUCUUCUGGACGGUUGUUAAUCUCCUCCGCACGCCAGCGUAUUCCAUUCCGCUUGUUAUCAACUUGACUGGAAGUAUUUGGUUCUUUUUGUUGGUUGGGAAGCAUGAAUUGUCCUUGACUGUCCCACUGGCGAAUUCGAGUGCAUUCCUCUUUACCGUCCUCGGGGAGUGGUAUGUCGAGCGCAAGGUCAUUGAGAAAGAGACAUGGUUGGGAAUGGCGCUUGUCUUGGGCGGUAUUGGGAUCUGUGUGCAUUCGAAGAACCAGAAUUAAUUAGCUAUAAUCCAAUAUGAAUAAAAUGAAAUGCAGUA
Messenger RNA from Aspergillus novofumigatus IBT 16806, 956 nucleotides. RefSeq lists its product as uncharacterized. The transcript is spliced from 2 exons. The record is from RefSeq and is a predicted model, not a curated record. Bases 205 to 918 code for a protein of 237 amino acids. Lineage: Eukaryota; Fungi; Ascomycota; Eurotiomycetes; Eurotiales; Aspergillaceae.